AUGAUUUUUAACAAGGCCUUCGCGGCCGUUGUUACAGCUGCUAGCUUGCUUGUACAAGAUGCGAUAGCUCACAGAGGCCUUAUAACAGACUCCCUGAAACGGAGCCCGUAUGUCGUCCGUAGCUCGAGUCGAACACCCUGUUAUACGAACACCAUCGCACCGGGUACAUGGCCCACUCGUCCCUUCGAUGUAUCCUUCGUCAUCUCUACUACCCAGCAAAAGGAUCCGCUUGUCGCUGGAACCGAACCACGAUCUAAUCUGGCGGAGACGCGACGAUUCAUUUUCUUGCCGCUGAUGGCUCUGUCCGCCGAUCUCAGCCUAUCGAGAGGCAAGACCACCGGCUGUUCAGGGGCGAGAGCUUUGUUCGGCGAGACGGGGAGUCGGAAUGGAAGCAUGUGGGCUGGAGUCGGAUUCAAGGUGCGCCGCGACCGACUUUCGGUCAGCGGGGACCCAGAGCUUGACGAUGGCGAUGACGAGUACAUGGUUGUUUGGAGGGAUACGGACAUCCAGUCUCCGGGACGCGAUGACUUGAAGCGUGAUUUGGACGGUGCGGUGACGUGCGGCUCAGACAAUCUCCUACACAACAAGCAUGAGAACAACAUCGUCUAUCGAAGCAUGGAUGAGGCGAUCCCGGACACAUCGGCCUGGCAAAUCAGCCCGAGGGCAUUGUUUGGACGUCAAGCCGACACGUCAGGUGGUAACGGCGCCGGCCGAGCCCUCGGAUCGGAAAAGGCUGUGACGGAUAACGUCCUCCAGCUAGUGAACGCGGCAUCGCAACUCUACGAGUCCACUUUCAACAUCUCGUUAGCCCUCCAAAACCUGACCAUCAGCGAUGCCGGGUGCCCUAGUACGCCGCCACCGUCAGCGCCCUGGAACAGGCCUUGCAACGACGGUACGGACGUCGACGCCCGUCUCAGCCUAUUCUCACAGUGGCGAGGGCAGUGGCAAGAUACCAACGCCUUCUGGACCCUCUUGUCUACCUGUGGUUCUGGGCCCACGGUCGGUCUAGCGUGGCUCGGCGCCGUCUGUCAACAAGGGUCAUCGACGCGGGGCAACGAGACGAGUGCGUCCGCCAACGUUGUUGUACGAACCUCGACCGAGUGGCUGGUGUUUGCCCACGAAACGGGCCACACUUUCGGCGCGGUGCACGACUGCGACUCGAGGACAUGCAACGACGGAAGCGUCCAGAGACAAGAGUGCUGCCCGCUGGGUACGGGUACCUGCGACGCCGACGCGCAGUUCAUUAUGAACCCCUCGACAGGCAACGGCAUCACCCAGUUCUCGCCCUGCAGCAUCGGUAACAUUUGCAGUUUCCUCGGCCGCACUCCUAACCGUGUGUGCGACCCAAGCAGCGAAGAAUGCUGCACCUCGCAGUGCAGUUUCAUGAACAACGGCACCGUCUGCCGCGCCAGCACGGGCUCCUGUGACCCGCAAGAAACCUGCUCUGGCAAUUCCGCCGGCUGCCCUGCCGACCUCAGCGCCCCCGACGGCCAGUCCUGCGGCGACAACGGCCUCCAGUGCGCCUCGGGCCGCUGCACGUCGCGCGACCAGCAGUGCGCUACCUUCAUGGGCGCGGAUACGACCACGUCCUGUUCGUCCUCGGGCUGCGGCCUGUCGUGCCACUCGUCCAAGCUUGGCGCCAACCAGUGCUACGUCCUGAACCAAUACUUCCUCGACGGCACCCCCUGCGAGGGCGGCGGCCGCUGCGACAACGGUAACUGUGUCGGGUCUUCCCUCACCCAGCAGAUCCUCGACUGGAUCAACAACAACAAGCAGAUCUCCAUCCCCGUCUUCUGCGUCGGCGGCGGCCUCCUGCUCCUCGUCCUCAUCAGCUGCUGCUGGUCCUGCUUCUCCCGCCGCUCUCGCUCCCGCAAGGCCGCCCCCUCCCCGCCCCGCGGCGGCUGGGGCGGAAACCCUUACUACGGCGCCCGCGGCGUGCCUGGCGGAGGCGGUCCCGGCGGCGGUUCCGGCAGCGGCGGCUCCACGCCCAUGAGGCCUGGUCCUUCCUACGCACCGGUGCCCCCGCCCCCCCAGGGCACGGCGGGCAUGGGCCCCGGCCCGGACCCCUAUUAUGGGCAGCAGGGUCAGCAGCAGGGACAGCGGUGGGAGCCGAUGCGUACGCAGAGUUUCCGCUAUGCGUGA
This is a messenger RNA of Chaetomium globosum CBS 148.51, 2142 nucleotides long. RefSeq lists its product as uncharacterized. NCBI's taxonomy places the organism in Eukaryota, Fungi, Ascomycota, Sordariomycetes, Sordariales, Chaetomiaceae. Gene Ontology annotation, biological process: proteolysis. Gene Ontology annotation, molecular function: metalloendopeptidase activity. The record is from RefSeq and is a predicted model, not a curated record. Bases 1 to 2142 code for a protein of 713 amino acids. The transcript has 5 exons.